Messenger RNA from Phragmites australis (common reed), 1539 nucleotides. Its product is annotated as probable RNA methyltransferase At5g51130. The transcript has 8 exons. Gene Ontology annotation, biological process: snRNA modification. The record is from RefSeq and is a predicted model, not a curated record. Lineage: Eukaryota; Viridiplantae; Streptophyta; Magnoliopsida; Poales; Poaceae. Gene Ontology annotation, molecular function: snRNA binding; RNA methyltransferase activity; O-methyltransferase activity. The coding region runs from base 254 to 1168 and encodes 304 amino acids.
AGGUUACCAAACGUGAAUCCUAACCAUCCACCGCCAUACUCGCCCAGAAGCCACCAUUGCCAUUGCCAUUCCCGCGCCCUUGUUGUCAUUCCCACGGCGCAACCGCCGUUCCUAAACCCGCAAGGGUUUCCACCGCUCCCUCUCGGCCUCGCCGUCGCGCCCUUCCCCUCGUUUCAAUUCGAAAAAUUUCCUCGCAUACGGAGCGCGGCGCGGCGGCGGCGGCGGCGAAACUCAUCCCAUCCCUUCUCGGAGCAUGGCCACCGCGACGGCGCCAGAGGACGCGGCGAAGAGGGAUAAAGGAGAGUCGAAUAGGAAGCGGAGCGACGAACAGGGGGGAGGGGGAGGCGGCGGCGGCGGCGGCGGAGGUAAUAUAGGGCAGAAGCGGAAGAAGAAGGAGGCCUUCAUCUACGGCAACUACAGGAACUACUACGGCUACCGGAUUGAUCGUAAUGUUGGUGAAGAUCCUCGCCUUGAGGUAUUCAAGAAGGAGUGGUUUGAAGGCAAGGACUGUCUCGAUAUUGGAUGCAAUCAGGGUUUGGUCACGAUUGGCUUAGCAAUGAAAUUUGAAUGUCGAAGCAUUCUUGGAGUUGAUAUUGAUUCAGGUUUGAUCGAGACCGCUAAGUGGAACCUACGUAGGAUAUCUCGGCUGGAUAAGGUGGCUACGAAAAAUGUUAAAGCUCAAGAAUUAUCAAAUUCUCCAUCUCAGAGCUCUCUGGAAGAAGUGGCAUCUGAUAUGCCAAAUGGGAAUAGUUAUAACCACAAACACCAUGGUCUUUUUAAAAUUGUCUCUUUUCGGCGUGAAAAUUUUGUAGAGAGUCUGCAUGGAUGUUCAGAACAGUAUGACACCAUAAUCUGUUUGAGUGUGACAAAAUGGAUCCACCUGAACUGGGGUGAUGAUGGCCUAAUUACUUUAUUUGUGAAGAUCUGGAGGCUUCUAAGACCGGGAGGGGUUUUUAUCAUGGAGCCUCAACCUUGGACUUCAUACAAGAGAAACAGAUUAGUUUCAGAGGUUGCCAAAGAAAACUUCAACAUUAUCUGUAUAUAUCCUGAGAAAUUCCGGGAGAUACUUCUAGACAAGGUGGGAUUUAGGUCAGUAGAGGUGAUUAUGGACAGAUUGGUGGGUACCGUCACUGGUUUUGAUCGUCCAAUAGAAGUUUACCAUAAAUGAUGGAACUGGAUCAAGGACUGUGACAUCCCUGCCCAAAUGCACUUGUCCUGCUGAAAUGAUCGUGUGGGGCUUUGAAAUACUCUCUAACUGACCAGGUGCAACUAUAAAGGCUUUGCGUGGUGCUGGAUUUGCAAUUUCAAAAAGGACUAUUUGGAAGACAAAGGAUCAAGAUGGAAGAGUGGUGGUAUGAUGAUGUGUUCUCUACAUGGAAGUUUUGUAAAGCGGUUUUGUUAUUGUAUAAGAUGGAUAAUGGAUACGCAUAUCCCGAAGGAAAAAAAAAAGGCUUCCAUGAAUUAUCAUAUUUUGCCUGCUACGAACAUUGUGUAUUUUCUUGCAUAUCGUUUUAUAUGCAAUUAUGCAUAGUCGUGCUC